AUGACUACAAAAAAGCUGAAGCUUGCUUUCAUUGAGAAGGAUAUCGCAAGGAAAUUAGCAUACAAGAAUAGGAAGAAUAGUUUAGUGAAGAAGGUUGAGGAACUUACAACCCUUUGCGGUAUCGAUGCAUGUGCCAUUAUUUAUGGCCCCUACGAUCCUCAACCUGAGAUCUGGCCAUCGCCGUCCGGAGUACAAAAUGUGAUUUCGAAGUUCAAGACAGCGUCUGAGUAUGAACAAAGGAAAAAGAUGGUAAAUCAAGAGAGUUUUCUGAAAGAAAGGAUUUCGAAGGCAGAAAAGCAACUUAAUAAGCAAUGGAGGGACAACAAAGAAAAGGAGACAACAAUGCUCAUAUUUCAAUGUCUUAAUGCUGGGGGGAUCGUGCCAAACGACAGCUCGGUGGCUGGUUUGAAUGAUCUUGCUUUGAUGAUUGAUAAGAAUCUGAUGGAGAUUGGCAGAAGGAUAGAAAUAAGUGAUAGCAACAGUAAUAUUCAUCAGAGCCAAGGUGAAAAUCAAAUCACAACCGCUCAAUUUGAUCCGCCACUGCCACUACUACAACCACCACCGCCACCACCACCAACAGUGUCUGAUGUUGAUGAAGUUGAAAUGAUGAGUAGGUUGGGAUGGCUAUGA
Molecule: messenger RNA, 630 nt
Organism: Vicia villosa (hairy vetch)
Lineage: Eukaryota; Viridiplantae; Streptophyta; Magnoliopsida; Fabales; Fabaceae
Product: agamous-like MADS-box protein AGL80
Exons: 1
Coding region: 1-630 (209 amino acids)
Biological process (GO): positive regulation of transcription by RNA polymerase II
Molecular function (GO): RNA polymerase II cis-regulatory region sequence-specific DNA binding; protein dimerization activity; DNA-binding transcription factor activity, RNA polymerase II-specific
Source: RefSeq, a predicted model, not a curated record